Molecule: messenger RNA, 1240 nt
Organism: Sorghum bicolor (sorghum)
Lineage: Eukaryota; Viridiplantae; Streptophyta; Magnoliopsida; Poales; Poaceae
Product: proteasome subunit alpha type-1
Exons: 2
Coding region: 193-1005 (270 amino acids)
Biological process (GO): ubiquitin-dependent protein catabolic process
Cellular component (GO): proteasome core complex, alpha-subunit complex; proteasome core complex
Source: RefSeq, a predicted model, not a curated record
GCCCCACCCUUUUCUUUUCUUCCCCAAGUCCCAUCUUGGAGAAGAAGAAGAAGAAGGGCCGCGCUGCCACCAAAAUCGCACGCGAGACGCAAGAGAUCCCCAAACCCUACCUACACUCGCCCGCCCGCCGGCGCACUCGGGGAUCGUCGAAUCGAGCAGGUUGACGGAGGAGGAAGAAGGGGAGCGUCGAGGAUGUUCCGCAACCAGUACGACACCGACGUGACCACAUGGAGCCCCCAGGGGCGGCUGUUCCAGGUGGAGUACGCCAUGGAGGCCGUCAAGCAGGGCUCCGCCUGCGUCGGGCUCUGCUCCCGCACCCACGCCGUCCUCGCCGCCGUCAACAAGCCCGCCUCCGAGCUCUCCUCCUACCAGCGGAAGGUGUUCCGCGUCGCUGAGCACGCCGGGGUCGCGCUCGCCGGACUCACCGCCGACGGGCGCGUCCUCUCGCGAUUCCUCCGCAACGAGUGCAUCAACCACUCCUUCGUCUACGAGGCGCCGCUCCCCAUCUCCAGACUCGCGCUCAAGCUCGCCGACAAGGCGCAGGUUUGCACACAGCGGUCAUGGAAGAGGCCCUAUGGUGUUGGCCUCCUUGUUGCUGGACUGGAUGAGUCGGGAGCUCAUCUGUAUUACAACUGCCCCAGCGGGAACUACUUUGAGUACCAGGCAUUCGCCAUUGGUUCUCGCUCUCAAGCCGCCAAGACUUUCCUGGAGCGCAGGUUCCAGGGCUACAAGGACUACACCCCUGAGCAGCUCAUCAAGGAUGCCCUCUCUGCCAUAAAGGAGACACUGCAAGGUGAGAAGCUGUCGAGCUCCAACUGCACCGUGGCCAUUGUCGGCAGGAAGGACGAUGGCACCAUCGAGCCAUUCGAGAUGAUUGGCGCGGCAAGGAUCCAAGAACUUAUCGACUCCAUGGAGGUCGCUGAGGAGGCGCCCGUGGAGGCCUCUUCCUCCAUGCAGGAGGAGGAGAGGGGCUCAGAAGAUGCUGCUGCACCCAUGGACAUCUAGGCCUGGGAUUAGGGGCCUCAUAUGAACCCACCCUUACACUGCAUUCCGAGUUCCCAAAGACUAGACUGCUUCUUUAGAAAAUUGUUAUUGUGUUGUGACUCUUGUGUACUCUUUGCUUCCAAAAAAACUUUGCGAUGGUCUCCCCGACGAACAGUUGCAGUUGCUUGGAUUUGGACUGAUUAUUUAUCAUGUGAUGCAAACAUAACGUUUUGGUUUUGGAGGCCAGCUAGACGUG